Molecule: messenger RNA, 1416 nt
Organism: Aspergillus pseudotamarii
Lineage: Eukaryota; Fungi; Ascomycota; Eurotiomycetes; Eurotiales; Aspergillaceae
Product: major facilitator superfamily domain-containing protein
Exons: 1
Coding region: 1-1416 (471 amino acids)
Source: RefSeq, a predicted model, not a curated record
AUGAGCACAUCUACUUAUACGAGACGGACGUGGUACCGCACCACGUUCUUUAACAUCUCGGUCGUCUCGCUCUGUGCUUUUAUUGCACCGGGACUAUGGGCGGCUAUGAACGGUCUUGGGGGAGCAGGGGCCGCGGACCCACACUACGUCAACGCCGCUAAUGCAGUCAUCUUCUGCCUGCAAGUUUUGGUCUGCAUAUUUGGCAGUGCUAUGAUUGCAAAGAUUGGACUGAAGUGGGCUUUAGUUCUCGGUAUGGUAGGCUUUCCAAUCUAUGCAUCUAGCAUAUAUUGCAAUAUCAGGUACAACAAUACCUGGUAUAUCAUGCUGGCUUGUGUUAUCGAUGGCGUCUCAUCAGGAAUUUUCUGGCUCACUGAAGGAGCCAUUGUCCUAUCUUAUCCUGAGAAGCACCGACGAGGUAAGUAUCUGGCCUACUGGCUAGCCAGCCGGAUCGUUGGCCAGAUGAUCGGUGGGUCAGUCACUCUAGGAGUUAAUGCCGGAAAUCGAGAACAGGGACAUAUAAGUGUGAAGACGUAUUUUAUCUUCAUCUCAAUACAGGCCUUGGGCCCAUUUGUGGCGGCUUUGCUCUCAUCCCCCGACAAGGUCCAGCGAUCGGACCAGUGCCCAGUGUCACUUGACCUGCCUAGGAGCUUAAAAGUGGAACUGAAUAUAAUGUGGAAGUUGGUUUGCCGGAAGGAGAUCCUCUUACUCCUGCCGAUGAUAUUUCAGAGUGUCUUCUCGGAAGCGUUUUUCUCCACCUACAACGCAACAUAUUUCACAGUACGAUCUCGCGCUCUAGCCUCCCUGGUGGCUAGUACAUGUGUGAUUAUUGCGAACUUCUUGUUAGGGUUCUUCCUGGAUUGGAGGAGACUGACCUUGAAUACUCGAGCAAUAUCUGCGUUCGUGUUGAUCUACUCUUUCGAGCUAUCUCUUUACAUAUACGCUAUGAUUGUCACUAAGGAGUACGAGAGAAGAGAUACCCCUCCUGUUCUUGACUGGGCUGACGAUGGGUUUGGUCGGGGUGUCUGCGUCUAUAUCCUGAUGCUGGUUGGAUUUAAUCUGAUGUACGACUACCUAUACUGGCUGAUUGGUACAGUCAACCGCAGUGGUGGUGAUAUUGUGCGACUCAGUUCUGUUGUUCGCGGCGUUGAGAGUGCCGGCCAAGCGAUAUCGUAUGGGAUUAACUCGAUCGAUCAGACGCGCUUUCCACUAUCUGGGGCCGUUGGUGUCAAUUUAUCGUUCUUUGCAUUGUGCAUUAUUCCCUCGGCUUUUGUCGUUUUCAAGGUUGGCAUUAUAAACGGCGUGAAGGUGUACAGGAUCCAACAGGAUGAAAGCGUCCACGACGAUGAUGUGAGGGCUGUGGCGAGAGGAUCAGACAAUAGCUCUCAUGAUAUUCGAGAUGCAAAUCUGGCUAAGUGA